Messenger RNA from Cannabis sativa, 2018 nucleotides. RefSeq names its product BAG family molecular chaperone regulator 8, chloroplastic. The record is from RefSeq and is a predicted model, not a curated record. Gene Ontology annotation, biological process: protein folding. The transcript is spliced from 2 exons. Gene Ontology annotation, cellular component: plasmodesma. The coding region runs from base 250 to 1683 and encodes 477 amino acids. Lineage: Eukaryota; Viridiplantae; Streptophyta; Magnoliopsida; Rosales; Cannabaceae.
AGUGGCCUGUGUGAUGACUGAUGAGUGUAAUUUUUCUAUAAGUUUAUCUUUUUAGGCCUAUAAUUUAUUAAUUUAGCAUAUUCCCUCUUUAUUACCAUUUCUUAUUAUUAUUAAUUACUGCCUUAACCAAAUUUUGCAGCUUUAACUAAAUCCAGAAAAGGCAAACAAAACCCUCAAUCUUAGCAAACAUUUGCUCAAAACUCGAGCCUUUUGCAAAAGCUUUACCUUGAGUUUUCCAUUUUACCUCCCAUGGCGGCUCACCACCACCACCACCCUCCCCCUCCUCCUCAAUGCUGCGGAUGCUCUUCUGGCUAUGGCUGUAGCUCUAAUUGCGACUGUAACACCACUCACUUCAACCAACCCCACCAUUGUUACCCUUCAUCGUCAUCUUCCAUAGAUUCGCAUCCCCUUCUUCAAGUUAUUGCUUCACAUGUUCUACAGUCUACUACUGCUUCUGCUCAACAGCAACAACUCUACUCUCACUACCCAAAAUCACGAACCCAGAACCGGAAAAUCCAUGACCAGUCUCGACACUCAAAGCAGCGAUUGAGUCAACAAGAGCCAGAGCCAGAGGAGACCCAUCUCUUGAUCUCUUCUCUUCUUUCCCGUAUUGAAGCCCUCGAAACCUCUCUUCACCGUUUCUCUUCUGAUCGUUCUCAUUACUCUCUUCGAGAUGUGGCCGCUCGCGUGAUCCAACUCCAGUUCAGAGCCUUUCUUGUUCGCAGAUCACGAGCACUUAGGGAGCUCAAAGAUCUUGCUCUCGUUAAGUCGGCCUUCACAUCUCUCAAAUCAUCAAUUUCUGACGAGACCCAUUUUGAUAUUCACAAUGUCUCUUCUAAAGCCAUGGAUUUGCUUGUUAAGCUCGAGUCUAUUCAGGGUGAUGAUUCCAUGGUUAGAGAUGGGAAAAGGUCUAUCAGUAGAGAUUUGGUUCAGUUUAUGGAUUUCAUUGAUGGGGUUGCCUUGAAAAGGCGUGAGCUUUCUAUUAAAGCCAGGAAGAAUGCGAGGUUUAGUCGAAACAGUGACCCACCUAAGGUUAAUGUGAGCAAAAAUGGCUUGGGUAGAGAUCAGAGGGAAGUGAUUAGAAAAUUAAGAGAGAGAGUUGAAAAGAUUCGUGGGUAUACAAUGGUUCCUCAGGAUGAUGAUGAGUAUGUUGAGUUUGAAGGAUUUCAACAUGUCAGUGAUGAAGAUAAUGAGGCUGAGAACCCUAUAGUUGUUAUUAGUGGAAAGAAGGGUCCAAUUAGAAAUGGGGUGUUGGCAAACAGAUCAGGGGAUCAGCCUAGAGUGAAAAAGAGUGUGAGCUUUGCAGAGAAUGAUAAUUUGUUCAAAGUUUUUAGCAAUUCAAACGAGGCUAGUUCAAAUGAGGAAGAUAGUACUUCUACUAAUUCUAGUGAUGGUCAUGGAGAUGAUGGGGAGAACAAUGGGGCUGAUGUUGAAGAACUUAAGGGCUUUUCUCUGGGCACUGAGGAUGAUGAGGAGGAGGAAGGAGAUGUUGUCAGUGUAGGAUCUUCACAGACCAGUAAUGAGGAAAGGAAUUCUAAAACCGAAAGCGUUACAAAAGGUGAAGUUAACUAUAAAAUUAAAGGGCAUAAUGAAGAGUUUGUAUUCUCUGCUCCUUUGCCAGUUCAGAUGGAUGACAAAGCUGAUUUGAUGAAGAGGAGAAAUGAGGUGAAAAUUUUGAGGUAAGAACUAAUAAGAAGAGCCAUUAGCAGCGGUCAGAGUUGAGACAUUAUGUGGCUAGUGAAUAGUAAUUAGGUUCUAGUUUUGUUAUUGUAUCUUCCACAAUUUCAUUCUAAUUAUUCAGAUUAAUUUGUCAGAGCUGACAGGCAUUAAUAUUGUGGGGCUUUAUUAGAUUUGUUGGUCUUUUCCCACAAUUCCAUUGACUUAAAUAUGCCAAUUAUUUGGUCUCAGAGAUUUAAUGUUCAUGGAAUGAGUGGUUUGGCUGUUAUAUUUCCCACCUCAAUGUUGUAAUGUUUUAGGACACAGGAGUUGAAUGUAUUUGUAUCAUUCAUUGCUACUUC